AUGGAUUUUGCCAACGAGUCUUCUUUCAUGAACAACGGCAACCACCAUUCGCCAAUCAUCAAUUACAGGAAAGAUGCCAAAAAGGGUGUCAAGUUCACCUUUAUGGUGGUUGGAGAACUGGGAACCGGGAAAACCACGUUUAUCAACAGUUUAUUGGACAAGAAGGUUAUGAGACAUAGAUAUGAAACAGAUUAUAGUAGUAGUAACAAAUCACUGGACCCAUCUUCAGAGGCUACUAAAGUUUUGAGUUUCACCUCUGCCAAAUCCGUCGCGUUACCCAAUACUUCAAUGUUGACCAGAAAUGCAUUUAAUCCAUCAACAAUUGACGAGGAGCCUGGUAUUGCAUUGACAGAGACCAAGGUGGAAAUUGUUGACGACGAGAAUUUGAAAAUCAUGCUCACUAUAAUUGAUACCCCGGGCUUUGGAGAGAAUCUAAAUAAUGAAUUGUGCUUUGUUGAGAUUGAGAAUUAUUUGAAACAGCAGUUUGACUUGGUAUUGGCCGAAGAGACUAGAAUCAAGAGAAAUCCCAGAUUCACCGAUACUAGAGUCCAUGUUAUGCUUUAUUUCAUAACACCAACUGGCCAUGGCUUAAGAGAGAUUGAUGUCCAAUGUAUGAAGCGUUUGUCCAAGUAUGUCAACAUAAUUCCAGUUAUUGGCAAAGCAGACUCUUUCACAGCAGAAGAGUUGCAGUUUUUCAAACAUCAAAUCAGAAUAGACAUUGAGAAAUUCAACGUGCCUAUUUUCCAGUUUGAUAGUUUCUUGAAUGACUACGAUGAGGACGAGGAUUACGAUUUGAUCCAGGAGUGUAAAUUCUUAUCAAACUUGCAACCGUUUGCCGUGGUUACUUCUGAGGACAGUUUUGAAGUUAAGGACACCACAACUGGUGAGACGAAAAUCAUCAGGGCAAGAAGAUACCCAUGGGGAUUAGUCAAUAUCGAAGACACAAGAAUCAGCGAUUUUACAAUUUUGAGAUCGGUACUUUUAGGUUCUCAUUUGCAAGAUUUGAAAGAUCUUACACACGAUUUCUUAUACGAAACUUAUAGAACUGAGAGAUUGACUAAGGUCACUGGUGGAAAUACCGGUUUGGACGAAGAUGAGUAUGAGGAUAGCGAAUUUCACGAUACUGUUGAGCAUCAUCCCCAAAAUCAAGACGAAAGGGGGUUCAAUAAUUCAGAUAUACCUUCUAUGUCUAACUUGGCACAGUUGACAAAUGCUGCAUCGGAGUUGAGACAAAACAGCAAUGGUCAUAAUCAUCAUUACAAUAAUAAUCAUAAUAAUACUUCUCACCACACAAGUAAUGAUAAUGAAUCGGUCACUUCGUCAAGUUCUUCGGUGAAAAAAUCUUCGUCGAUGUUAUUAGAGGAUAAUGCCUCGGCAUCUUCAUCGCCACAAUUGAGAAACUACACCAACUACACUGGUAGUACCUCGACGCUUUCAACUGAAGACAGGGCGCCUAACAAUAAUGCGUUUAAGAGGUUGUCGAUUGGACCACAACGUAACCAGUUGCGUCAAAUUUCGGAAACAGUGCCUUAUGUUUUGAGACACGAGAGAAUCUUGGAGAGACAACAAAAGUUGGAAGAGAUGGAAAUGGCGAGUGCCAAGGAGCUAGCCACGAGGGCAGCAUUAUUGGAGAAGAAAGCGCAAGAGUUGAAACAAAAGGAGAGGGAAUUGAUCAGACAACUAGAGUUGGCAAAGCAAAACAGUAUAAGUAAACUGUCUCAUGCUUCCGAUCUAGAAUCGAGGGAUAGAGGAAGUGAAAACGUUGAGGUUUUUGAUGCUGAAUACGAUGAGCAUGGUCAAGCUGGCCAUCACAUACCAAAAGACGAGACAUUGACAAACCUACACGAUGCGGUUGCCAAUGAAGGGCAAUUGUAG
Lodderomyces elongisporus is the source of this 1875-nucleotide messenger RNA. It is a transcript of the gene SEP7, whose product is annotated as septin. The coding region runs from base 1 to 1875 and encodes 624 amino acids. Lineage: Eukaryota; Fungi; Ascomycota; Pichiomycetes; Serinales; Debaryomycetaceae. Gene Ontology annotation, cellular component: septin complex; cytosol; microtubule cytoskeleton. The transcript has a single exon. Gene Ontology annotation, biological process: actomyosin contractile ring assembly; protein localization to bud neck; division septum assembly. The record is from RefSeq and is a predicted model, not a curated record. Gene Ontology annotation, molecular function: GTPase activity; molecular adaptor activity; GTP binding.